CCGGCGGGGGCGGAAGUGGCGGCGCUGCCCCAGUGCAAGAUGGCGGCGGCUCGGCCGGGCCCGGCCCCGCGCAGGCCCCGCGCGUCCCCACGCGCCGUGCCGGUCCCGUGGUAGCCUCCGCACCUGAGCAGGGAUGGAAGCACUGGACACCGAGGUGCGGGCACGCAAGACUCUGGGCAAUGUGGAGUACGUGGAGUCGUCGGGCUUCGCGCAGGGGGUGCUGCCCACCAGGAAGGAUGUGGUGCAGAACAUGCUGUACCUGCUGCAGCCCAAGAGGGCCGGCCAGGCGCAGCGCUCCAAGGAGGACGCGGCACAGCUGCUGGCAGAGCACCUGCAGGAGCACUGGCUGGUCUGCAACCUGCACACCAUCGCCACGCAGAACAUAAAGAAACUCAUCCUCAAAAUGUAUGAGGAGUUCACCAGGUUGUACCAGACCAGGAAGCAGAGACAGAACCAGAAGUUCUCUGACCGGGCCGACAGAUUCAACGAGAGCUCCGAGAAGCUCUUUGAUGUGUUCUGCACAGACACGCAAAUGAGGGAUAAACUGGAGGAGUACAGUGGGAUAAAAAUGACCAGCAUCGAGUGGAAGUUUCUGGAAGACCAGAGGAGUGAGAGAAAAAUGUACUACGAAGAUUUCACAGAGAAGCAGGAGCUAAAGAUGAUGGAGAGGAGGCAGAAGAUCCAGUGUCUGGAGCACUUCAGGAAGCUCGCCAGGGAGGAGAAGGAGGGGAGCAAGGCGAAGGUGAAGGACCGGGGCGAGGAGCAGUCGGACGAGGGCACGAGCGUGGACGAGUCGUACCCCGCGGAGGAGGAGAACGGCGGCGCCCCGGCCUUCUCGCUGCGGGGCCGGCGCAAGCGCCGCUGCACCGCCAGCACCACCGCGCCCCUGGAGGGCGAGCACAUACGGAUGAGCAUCCGCAGGGUCAGGCCUGGCUUCUACGAGACUGUGGAGAAGGUGAAGAACUGCUAGCGCCCGCCGCGGGGUGGGCACGGCUGCUGGAGUGCCAGGGGCAAUGCACACCGGAGGCAAGUUUGAAACCCCACCACCCACUGGAAGUGAUUGUUGUGGAUCCCCAAGCCAGAGCUCAGGAACAUCCUGCCUCCAAGGGAAGAGGGCUGGGAUGAUGACAACUGCAGCAAGGACUAAACCACGUGGAUUUGGAAGGAUGAGCUGUUAGUGGCCAACAAUGCCAAGGCUCAAACGUGGCUGAUGAUCCAAAGUUAUGUAGCGUGUAAGCCUCUUCUUCCAAAGUCCUGUCUGCAUCCAUGGAGUUUGGAAGUCUCUCAACAUUUCUGAGCCGGUGGUGGCCCUAACUGUACAAACCAGGACUGGGAUUUACUGCAGGGUAAUAGCUUGGACUCGCUGCUCCCAGAGAAUCCACGCGCUGAGGAGCCCUGGCCCCCGUUGGCUGCAGCGGGGCCAAAGGGGCUCGGCCCUUCCCGCAGGAGGCGGUGUUCCUGCAAGGAAGGAAGUGGGUUUGGAGCAUGUGUCACCCAGCCCUAGAGAGGCACACUGCGCUUUUGGGAGGGGAUUGCUCUCCUGCUCGAGGUGGGGGGAGACAUCAGGAGACAGUGGAGUGCUUUGGCUGUAAAAGCAUUGGUGAUUCUGAAUGUUUUAUUCUAGAUUCUAUUUUAAUGACGUUUCCUUGGUCAGGAUAAACCUUCCUGUAACUGGAUGAGUUUUAUCAUGAAGUCCCUAAUAUAGGAUCUGGGGUGUGAAUCCUAAAUGAAGUGGUAAUGUUUUAUUUUUGGGGGGAGGGGGGUAACGUAGGGGGAAAUGCAAAUUGCAUUAUUUAGUUUUAAGAUGAGAGUAAUUUUAUAAACUAUUAUCCUGCCUUUUUAGGAUAUAGGGAAGAAAAAGCUUUCCCAGGUGUGGGUAGCUGUAGUGUUCUCAGCAGCAGGCACCUGGAUCUGGGCUUGCUUUUCCACCCCCGAGGUCGUGCAGACCAGCAGUGGGGAGAUGGUAGUUUUCCACCCAGAGAUUGUUUGAAAAAAGCGUGACCCUCUUGCCCACGUACAUCCUGAGCAGUGACGUGUCUGUGACUUUUUUAGUUAGAGUUGCUUUACUGGUUUUUAAAGAUGAGAGAUUUGAACUUCCAGUGAAACCCAGUGCUAGAGAUCUCUCUGGUGAGGUUCCCAAACCUUGCCAGACCACACUGAAAAUGGAAAACCCCCAAGUCUCUAUUUGUCCACAAAAGAUCUCUGGUAGAAAAAGCGCAAACUUGCCUGGUUUUAAAAUUUACCUUCCAGUGUGAAUGUUGGUUUCCCCACUCCAGUAUCUCAGCUUUUCCCCAUUUCUUUCCUCUCCGUCCUGCACAUCAUUUACUGACAUUAACUCGUGCUCUUUCAUUCUUUGGCUUUUGCUCCCUUUAACAAUAAAUGCAUGUACAAAUAAUUUUGACAGUUCCUUUCCUUUUGAUGAAUCAGUGCUCGGACUGCUUUGAAGUCCUAUGCCAAAGGAGGAAGGGAACACAGAGCAGCUCUGGUGCCGUUGGGCAGGGCUGGGCCGGCGGCCCCAGCUGUGCUGCCCCGGCAGGCCCAGUGUCCCGAGCGCUGCGGCGCCUUCCCGGGGCCCUGGCUCCUCAGGCAAGGCCGGGGCCUCGCUCUGUGUCUGAGUAGCUCUCCGUGGAAGAUGCUCCAGGAUGUGUAGUGCCGUGUGUUCACAUCACUCUAGAGUUACAGGUUUGAUUGCAGCACCCCCAGCCUGCGCUGCCUGACACUUGCAGCCCUCCCUCUCUCCUCUGAUGUGCUUCACUGACUUCCCCGUGCAAAUUAUGUCACGUUUAAACUAUUUGCCUUCCAGCCCUGAAGUGCUGGACUUGAGCCUCUCACUGGGCCUCUACACCAGCAGCUCUGUUUCAGCAGGGAAUAUAGCCAAGCUCGGACCUCGCCGAAGUAGAAGUAUUUUAAUAACUGCUGUAACCCCCCUUGUAUUACAGAUAUAGCUGACAGUAUAAAUGCUUGUGUGUAAAGCAAAUUCACCGGGGUUGGCUCGGAUAUGGAACACAACUGUAUAGUGCUUUAUGAUUUUCAGGGAUUCAGGGAAUUUAAGGUUGUCAAAUCUGACUUCCUGUUUAUCACAGGGAAUUACAUUUCAUUCAGAAGCCCCACAGUCAACCUGCUGGUCUCAGCUGAACUGACGUGUCUGACAGAUAGUCGAGCCGAAGGUGUCAGCAGUCUGCUGCCUUCCUCAUUGCCUACUUAGUGAUUUGCCACCUUCACUGUUUCAGAAAAUAAACAGAAGCAAAAAGAAGUCCGACCAUCUUCUAGGCUGGGAUUCUCUUCACACCAUCCUGUGCAGGCUGAGCAGUGUGUAUUGCACUGAAAUCAUAUUUGGGGUUUUUUAACUGGGUUUGACUGUGGAUAGAGCCAAAGCCUGGCUCUGUUUCUGCUGCAACAGGGGGGAAAAUUUCUAAAUCGUGUAUUCUGAUUACUCUUCUUUGGGACCAUGGUGCCUUUUUAAUCAGGACAGCAAAUCUUGUCCCAGGAUUCUGUACUUUUGUACGUUAACAGUUGUUGACUUUCCUUUUUGGUGUGUCCCAAAUAAAUUAAUGUAACAUA
Molecule: messenger RNA, 3561 nt
Organism: Myiozetetes cayanensis
Lineage: Eukaryota; Metazoa; Chordata; Aves; Passeriformes; Tyrannidae
Exons: 2
Coding region: 134-970 (278 amino acids)
Source: RefSeq, a predicted model, not a curated record